AUGGUUCGUGCAGACCUGCUUUGCACUGAAGCAUGUGCACGAACGGAAGGUCUUGCACCGAGACCUGAAGACGCAGAACAUUUUCCUCAUGUCCAAUGGACAUGUGAAGCUCGGCGACUUCGGCAUUGCGAGGGUAUUGGAUGCCACCAAG
This is a messenger RNA of Symbiodinium necroappetens, 151 nucleotides long. The record is from the annotation of a GenBank genome assembly. Lineage: Eukaryota; Dinophyceae; Suessiales; Symbiodiniaceae.